AUGGCCAAUAAACCAAAAGUUUUGAUUACACGACCGGAUAUUCCUGGUAAAGGAUUAAAUCUUCUCCACGAACAAUGUGAUGUUAUCUUAUGGAACAAGCAAACUCCUAUUCCUCGCUCAGAAUUAUUAUCGAAAGUGUUUGGAGUAUCUGCUAUAUUUUGUACAUUGACUGAUAAAAUAGAUGAAGAAAUAUUAAAUGCAGCAGGAGAACAAUUACAAGUAGUUGCUACAAUGUCAGUUGGUACAGAUCAUUUAGAUUUAAAAGCAUUAAAAAAUAAGAAUAUUAAAGUUGGAUAUACACCGGACAUAUUAACUAAUGCUACAGCUGAAUUAAUUGUAGGAUUGCUCUUAGCAACUUCCAGAAGAUUAUUGGAAGCAAAUAAAGCAAUCUAUAGAGGUGAAUGGAAAGCUUGGGCACCAACAUGGAUGUGUGGUACAGGAUUAUCAAAAUCAACUGUUGGUAUUGUUGGACUUGGUCGCAUUGGAUGUAAAGUAGCUGAGUGUUUAAAACCUUUUGAUGUAUCUAGAAUUUUAUAUACGAGUAGAACUGUAAAACAAGAUGCUUCUAAAUUUAAUGGAGAAAAAGUUGAAUUAGAUAAGUUACUCGAAGAAAGUGACUUUGUUAUAGUUACCAUAGCUUUAACACCAGACACAAGAGAAUUAUUUAAUACUCAAGCAUUUGAAAAAAUGAAGAGAUCUGCCAUAUUUAUUAAUGCUAGUCGUGGAGAAGUUAUCAACCAAAAAUCAUUAAUAGAAGCUCUAAAAAAGGGUACCAUUAAAGCUGCUGGUUUGGAUGUCAUGACACCUGAGCCCAUUCCAUUGGAUAAUGAACUUUUAAAAUUAGAUAACUGCGUGGUUUUACCUCAUAUUGGAAGUGCUACUAUCGAAACAAGAGAAGAAAUGGCAAAAAUUACAGCAGAAAAUAUAUUAGCCGUUUUAAAAGGCGAUAAAAUGCCUGCACCACUUAAUCUAUAA
Molecule: messenger RNA, 975 nt
Organism: Vespa crabro (European hornet)
Lineage: Eukaryota; Metazoa; Arthropoda; Insecta; Hymenoptera; Vespidae
Product: glyoxylate reductase/hydroxypyruvate reductase-like
Exons: 4
Coding region: 1-975 (324 amino acids)
Cellular component (GO): cytosol
Molecular function (GO): NAD binding; hydroxypyruvate reductase (NADH) activity; hydroxypyruvate reductase [NAD(P)H] activity
Source: RefSeq, a predicted model, not a curated record